Schistosoma mattheei is the source of this 1958-nucleotide messenger RNA. NCBI's taxonomy places the organism in Eukaryota, Metazoa, Platyhelminthes, Trematoda, Strigeidida, Schistosomatidae. The record is from the annotation of a GenBank genome assembly.
GGCGCUCGGUAUUUUCCGUGAUGUUUGCCGCCACAACACCUGGCUCCAUAAUGACAGCCGAAUCCUCCUCUCACCAACUGGUGGGGUACGUUACUAAGAUGUACCCUACAUUCGGAUAUAUUAAUAAUGAAAUUUUUUUCCAGAGGAAAUGUGUAAUUGGUCCUAUGGUUGAGGUAGGAGAUAAUGUUGCUGCAAGCGCAGUUUAUCAACCUCACAUGCCUAUAAAGUGGAGUGCCGAAAAAGUCUGGCGAGUUGAGGAACGUCGCGGCAAAUCUAGAGAUAAAGCAGAAGAAAGCAGCUACUGGAAGAGUCAGUCCCCGCGUAAACACUCUCCACGUGAUAACUACACUAAACCAGCAUCACGUGAACGAGAAGUUCAUCAAUCCAGCGGCGAUCAGCGACGAGUAGAUAAGAAGCGUUCUCAUGUUCUUAACAGAGAUGACCACUCAAUCAAAAAAUCUCCGAAUCGUGACCGAAGAAGAACUCCUGUAGAUCCUGUUUCAACGCGACACUCCUCUCCCACGACUGACUUGUAUUGUAGGACUCCGAUCAACCCAAAACGUAUGCUGAAUGUGAAAGAGUACUUGUUCUCAGACCUACAAAGACGCUUCCCUAAUGUUCUCCCGCCAGUUGACUUGUAUCGAGUUAGAUGCAAUUGGCAAGAAUCAUUCCCAUUACUGCGACCUUUUCAGCCUCAAUACCUUACAACUUUCCAGAUAAUUAAAGAACCUGAAGACGCUUGUGACGAUGUGCAUCAUUCUUACAACAAUGAUAGUGGUUUUGCUGCGUAUGUCUUACUUUUGUCACUCCCGGCAAUGGCAGAACUUAUGGAGAAGAUAGUUGUCCGAGCAGAGUCGCCUAGUCGUGUACGCGGCUCGCUACGUAAGUACAUCAAGAUACUAGCUGCUGGAAAGGUUGAUGAAAGACUCAAGGCUAUUGGAGGUUCGUGGAGUCGUGAUUUAGACGGGCCAGACCCAGCUACAAAUCCUCAAACUCUUGUCAACACGGCUAUUCGUAAUUGUAAACAACUUAUUGGUCUCGAUUUAUCGUAUUGCACACAGUGGCACCGUUUCCUGGAGUUCCGCUAUAGUCGUACUGAAGGUUCAACUGCCCAACCAACCUCAGUCUUAUUUCCUGGCUCUCAACUUUGGGGUCGACCCGUCACAGAAUCUCCUGAAUCUGAUAUGAUUCCUCCAAGCAAACCGUUUCAUCAAAUUGUCGUAUAUUUUAUUCCAAAUGUUUGGUCACUCAUGCCUACAGACGAAGAAUGGUCGACUGUAAAGCUGGCUUAUGAAAAUAUCUUGGCUUCAAAAGAACCUAACGUAUUUCCAAUGACUCCUUCCAACUUGAAGAAGUUUUCUGGUUUAGAAUCUGCUUUUAAGGGAACUGGUGACGGGAAAUUAAAUGUGGCGAUUGAACUGGAUUCAAAUUCACUGAAGUCACCUACUCAAGACAAUGCAUAUGAAGAUUCCAAUGUGUCUAAAAUGGAUGAAGGCAACAAGUCAACCUUCAAGCGCCUGUUGAAUUCCAUCGCUCUACCCGUAUUUGGCUGGUCAGGAAACUGUUCCAAAAAUAGCAAUUAUCUCCGAGACAGAGGAUGGGUCCGAAUCUGUGGAUUUAGCAGCUCAAGGAAAUCCAAAUCAGGAGGUUGCUACCUAACUUACUGUUGUCAUAUUAUGUUCCUACAGUAUAUCUAGCAUUUAGUCAUUUAAUUUGCAUAUGAAGUCUGUAAUUUAUUUACGAUCAUGAUAAUGCAAACAACUUUCAAGGUAUCAUAGUAACUGUUAUGUUUAUCUGUUUUUUCCGUCAGGGAACUGAUAAAUGCCAGAAAAAGCUUCAUACUGAACUUAACUUAGCUAGCAUGAAGGUUUCCGAACUGCGUGAACAGUUAAAAGCUCGUAAUUUGCCUACUGAGGGAGUAAGAGCUCAGUUGUUGACUCGUCUCAAAACGGCAAUCC